Molecule: messenger RNA, 3140 nt
Organism: Podarcis raffonei (Aeolian wall lizard)
Lineage: Eukaryota; Metazoa; Chordata; Lepidosauria; Squamata; Lacertidae
Gene: SIX2
Product: SIX homeobox 2
Exons: 2
Coding region: 278-1147 (289 amino acids)
Biological process (GO): regulation of transcription by RNA polymerase II
Cellular component (GO): nucleus; transcription regulator complex
Molecular function (GO): DNA-binding transcription factor activity, RNA polymerase II-specific; RNA polymerase II cis-regulatory region sequence-specific DNA binding
Source: RefSeq, a predicted model, not a curated record
CCCCGGCGCUCUGUGGUUGGCUGGCCCCUUGCGAAGCCCUCUCUCCAUUGGUGCCGGCUGUCGCGCGCGCGCGUCCCGGACACCCCCCCUCCCCGCAAGACCCGCCGCCGCCAGUUCUGCCCCCCAGGCGGUGCCUGCGGGGCGCUCGGCCGCGUCGCCCCCCACCCACCCACCCACCCUACCCCACCCGGAGUGGCUGCCCCCUUUCGGCCAGGGCAGAUGCGCUAAGAGGCGGCGGUGGCAGGAGGAGCAGGGCCUCUCCCGGGCGCCCGCCACCAUGUCCAUGCUGCCCACGUUUGGCUUCACCCAGGAGCAAGUGGCGUGCGUCUGCGAGGUUCUCCAGCAAGGUGGCAACAUCGAGAGGCUGGGCCGCUUCCUGUGGUCGCUGCCGGCUUGCGAGCACCUGCACAAGAACGAGAGCGUGCUGAAGGCCAAGGCCGUGGUGGCUUUCCACCGGGGCAACUUCCGCGAGCUCUACAAGAUCCUGGAGAGCCACCAGUUCUCGGCGCACAACCACCCCAAGCUGCAGCAACUGUGGCUCAAGGCGCACUACAUCGAGGCCGAGAAGCUGCGGGGGCGACCCCUAGGGGCGGUCGGCAAGUACCGGGUCCGCCGCAAGUUCCCCUUGCCCCGCUCCAUCUGGGACGGCGAGGAGACCAGCUACUGCUUCAAGGAGAAGAGCCGCAGCGUGCUGCGGGAAUGGUACGCGCACAACCCUUACCCGUCCCCUCGGGAGAAGAGGGAGCUGGCCGAAGCCACCGGGCUGACCACCACCCAAGUCAGCAACUGGUUCAAGAACCGGAGGCAGAGGGACCGGGCGGCCGAGGCCAAAGAAAGGUACGAGGAAAACAACGAGAAUUCCAGUUCCAACGGCCACAACCCGCUUUCCUCCUCCCUGAACGGCAACAAGGCGGUUUUGGGCAGCUCCGAAGACGAGAAAACGCCCUCGGGGACGCCGGAUCACUCUUCGUCCAGCCCGGCUUUACUGCUUAAUUCGAACCCAGGCUUGCAGCCGCUCCACAGCUUGGGCCACCCCCAGGGUCCUAGUGCCAUUCCUGUACCCAGCGCGGACCCUCUGCACCACCACAGUUUGCAAGACUCCAUCCUCAACUCCAUGUCCUCCAACCUGGUCGACCUGGGCUCUUAAGACGUUCGUGGCACCCAUGAUGUCCCUUGAAUCCAUGCUUCCCACUCGGCUUUUUAUUAUUUCUUUUUUUAAAGAAACAGAACACUCAUACCUAUUACCUGAAACAUUGAAAGGGAUAGCAAGCUUCUUCACACGGAUCCGUUGUCUGGCUUUGGAUCAAUGCUUGGUCGGCUGACUAAUGACUUUUGGGGAAGGUACUGUAACCUCAAUACCCUGGCAAGUCUUAAGAGGGUUUGGCGAAGCUGGUGGACUCUUCCUUAAAAGUUGUUGUGUGUGUGGUUUUGCAGGGGUGGGGAUGGUGGAAGGGGAGCAAAGGAGGUCAGAGCAGCCCCUCACUUGGGAGAGGAAGGGACUUGGCUGGCAGCUUCAGCCUUCACAAUCUCUAUGGGAGUUUAUCAGGUCCAGUUUGCGGGUUGCCAACUUCUCAGCCAGCCUCUGGAGCUGCGCUUGAACCCUGAUCAGCAACAAGUGAAGCUUUGUAGGCCUUGAAGAGACCAAAAGGUCCACCAGGCACCAGCAGCACCCUCUUCUCCUCCAUGGCCAACCAGAGGCCUCUGGGAAGCAGAGAGUUGCCCCACUCCCCAGCUCUUAACCCCAUUCUGAAUGCCAAUUGCUCUCUAGCAACAUGGUCUUCAGAGAGGCGUCUGCUGCCUCUGACCGGAAGCUUCCAUUGCGAUCACGGCUGGAGACCUCUAGUAUGGUACAUCUAUAGUCCAUCCAGUUAGUUCUAAUCCCCUUUCAAAACCAUCUCUAAAGUCAUUGGCCCUCUUCGUUUCCGCAUCUGAAGCCGCUGAGGGUGGAGGGAAGGCCUAUUAAUCGAGCGCAGAUGCUGCUUGCGAAGUUGGCAACUCCAUCCCAUCCGGUUUGUUCUGCUUCUGAAUCUUGGGAAACAACGUGCUUGGGAAUAAUGUCUGGCUGAAAUCAGGGGGGCUUCUUUCCAAACGGGAGGCUUCUCCCCUCAACCCCCCACCCCCACCCCGCCCCAGAUUUUUGGAUCGGACUCCAGCCUAGCAACUCUGUUGAUUGUAAAGGGGCUACUAUAGCCUGAGAAUGGCAGAAAGCACGUUGCAUCGUGGGGCUGGAUCCGAAGGCUGGUGAGGAGAGUAGCAGCUGAAAUUCCAGCGCUGUAGUAGCUGCCAGCUGCCGUAAAGGCAACCCCAGCAUAGCUGUCAACUUUUCCCGUUUUUAAAGGGAAAUUCCCUUAUUCCGAAUAGGAUUCCUCGCAAGAAAAGUUGACAGCUAUGAAUCCCAGCCCUUAUUCUUCUCCUUUGUAGCUGAUGCUAGGCAAAGAAAGUGGGGAAGGGGAGGGACUUAUUUCGUCUUCUUCGUGUGGUCCCCCCUCCCUUAAGCCAUUCUUUAGGUGUGAAGGACAAGCAAGGUGCGAUCCACAAAUCGCUUAAGCCACAGAACUUGCCUUCAAGCCGAUCCAGUGGCUCCAGAGUUGGACUUGGAAGCCGGGAGAUCUGGGUUGAGCUCCUCGACUCAGUGGGCGCUCUUCAGCUUCAGUUCCCUCAUCUGUAAAAUGGGAACAAAGGCGAACUACCUCGCAGGGCUGUUUGUGAGGAUAAAGACUGUACAGCGUUUUGCACAUUUAACAUUGAGAUAGCCUAUAUCACCCUUAUUAUUAAUAAUAUUUUUAUUCAUAAUAAUAAUAUUUCCCUCUAUUCCUUCCCCUUCGGAGUCUGCGGGGCCACCCAGGAUAAUGUGCGGAGUUGUCCGGGCUUGUGCGCCAGGCCCGGACUCUGACCCGCUUGGAGCCCACGGCACCCAUUCAAAUCAUAACAGGGCCAAGAGCAGGCGUUAUAUCUCUAUCUCUACCUAUCUAUAUGUGUAUAUUAUAAUAAGCCAUUGCUGCUCAUCGAAACCCAAGGAAAGUUAUCACGCGCCAGCGAGGCCCCCUCAACUUCUCUGUAUUGUUUAUAUUAUGUGAAUACGGUAUUUGGGAAAAAAAUAAUAUUUCUGCUUCUAUUUUAUAAUAAAAUCGAGAAAUCCA